AUGGUACGAGUGUUGAGUGCGCUUCCUUUGGUGGUGUUGGCCCGUGUUGCCCUUGCGCGGACAAUUGAGCUGUACGGUGCCGGGGUUGACACUGCGGAGCGCGGUCUUUUGGGGACGUUCUCCCCCCGCGAUGACGACGAGAACGCAGUGGAUUGUGGCAGUGGGAUGCGGUUUGACCUUGCCUCUCAUGAUGCUGGUGUGUUCAAUGGACUGCAGUGUGUGGGCGUGGUUGUGGAUGGUGUCGAGGUGGACGGCUGUUGUAGCGUGCUGAACUUGCACCCACAAGAAUCCGCGUACGAGCUGUCGUACAACACUCCACUGGACAAGUACUCUCUGCAUAUACGCCCACGGGAGUUGGACAACGGGACUGGAUGUGCUGUGCGGUACGUGGAGGACAAUGCUGUCUCUGUGGGUGCCCCGCCCGCAAUUGCGCUUAAGAAGCGGUACAAGACGUAUGAGGACAAGAAGAAGGAGGCGCGGGAUGUGAGUGUGGACAGCGACGAUGCAGGUGGCUCUGCCGGUUCGGAUGAGGAGGGCACGAUGCGGUCUUGGAUCCAGGAGAACUGGAAGAAGUUGUUGCUCGGGUUGGUCAUAUACAACGUCGUUGCGUCGCUUCUUAAGAGGACGCAGCCCGCUCAGAAGCAGGAGUAG
Huiozyma naganishii CBS 8797 is the source of this 651-nucleotide messenger RNA. It is a transcript of the gene EMC10, whose product is annotated as Emc10p. The transcript has a single exon. Lineage: Eukaryota; Fungi; Ascomycota; Saccharomycetes; Saccharomycetales; Saccharomycetaceae. Bases 1 to 651 code for a protein of 216 amino acids. The record is from RefSeq and is a predicted model, not a curated record.